Molecule: messenger RNA, 1221 nt
Organism: Rotaria sordida
Lineage: Eukaryota; Metazoa; Rotifera; Eurotatoria; Philodinida; Philodinidae
Source: the annotation of a GenBank genome assembly
AUGCUUAAUACAAAAACUACUCUAUUUCCUGGACAUAUUCAAUCUGUUUAUUAUCAAAAUAUUUUAAAAAUUAUAAUAUAUUUAAUUCAAUCGUCGAAUAAUGAUGAAACAUUAAUUCAACAACUUCUUUCAUUAGCGAUCGUAUUAUUUGAUGAUGUUCUUAAUCCAAUUGUUGCUAAAGCUCAAAGUUUUUGGAUUUGGAUGACUGAAACAACUUCGGAUACUAUAAAUGGUAAUGAUUGUAUUGAAUUAACAUUAUCACAAGGAACAAAUGCUACUAUAAUUCAUGAUAAUGAUGAUGAUAUUUACCCAACUGUUAAAGUAACACAUGGUGGUGAAUUACCAGAAAAUGCUACAGAAAGUGAAAAUACAGAUAAUGAUAAUGAUGUGCGUGUUGAAAAAAAUAAAAAAUAUGAUCCAUAUCGAGCACUUAAUAUUGACUUAAAUGAAAAACCUAUUCAAUCGAUUCCUACACCAUCAUCAUUGACAUUUCAAUUAAAAGAAUCAGUUCCUAAACAAAAAAAGAAAAUAAUUGAAAAACAAGAACAAUUAUCAACAUCGAAAUCUAAACACAAACGAGAACGUAGUAAUGAUAAAGAAUUAUUAUCACCAGCUGAUGAAGAAGAAAAUCGUCCAACUUCUUCUACACCUUCUCCUCCUCCUCCUGCUACUGCAGAGAAAACCAAAGUAAAAAAAUCAUCAUCAGAAACAACAACAAUAGUAUAUACAAAUACUUCUGUACCACUCCUGUUGGACAUUAUGAUGGAUGAUAUUCAUCCAACAAAUCAAUCUGAGCAACAAUACAAUGAACAAGAUACUUAUAAACUAGCUGCUCAAUCUGACAAUUUGACAAUUGAAUAUUUGAUUAAUCCAGAUCCAUUAAUAGUUCAAGUUGAUGUAACAUUUCUUUUAAAAAAUCGAAUAUCAUUUAUUAUUGAUCACAUUAAUAUUCAUGUUAUUCAUAGUAUGAGUUCGAAGUUAUUAAAUACAACAAAUACAAAUUUAAUAUCAUUUCCAUCUAUAAGUCUUUUUUCUCAUUCACAAAAUUAUAUUCACAUUUAUUUUUUAAUAAAUGCUAUAUCAUUGUCUCAAGAAUUAAAAACAACAUUAACUUAUUCUAUAAAUAAAUUAAAUAUAAUUGAAACAGAUCGAAUUGAAUUUAAACUUAAUUUACCUUGUUCACGAUAUUUACGACGAAAGACUAUUGAUUCGCAAGAAUAA